This is a messenger RNA of Hydra vulgaris (swiftwater hydra), 2730 nucleotides long. The record is from RefSeq and is a predicted model, not a curated record. NCBI's taxonomy places the organism in Eukaryota, Metazoa, Cnidaria, Hydrozoa, Anthoathecata, Hydridae.
AUGUCUUUACUUGAAGGCGGUGAUAGAAGUUGUUAUAAUCUACCUUCACAUGAUGAAGUUGCAGUUGUAUUUGUUGGCGAAGAUGGUGCUUCCCCAACUUCCAGGGAAGUUGUUAUUUACCCAAGAGGUCAUCCUUUAAAAAUUGUAUCAAGCAAAGUUGUAACGCAUGUUCAAGUUAUUGAGUUUCAAAAGCGUGGUUUGCCGCAUGCCCACAUUUUACUUCAUUUAGCAAAUGAUGAUAAACUUGAAACAUCACAGGAUAUCGAUAAUUUGAUUUGCUCAGAAAUUCCAGAUCCGAUAGUUAAUUGUGAACUUUAUGAUAUUAUCAAAACUUGCAUGAUUCACGGCUUAUGUGGGAUACUGAAUCCAAAUUCUCCCUGCAUGAAAGAUGGGGUGUGCAGCAAAAAAUAUCCUAAAGAUUUUAAUGCCAACACAGUAGCUGUUCACAAUGGUAAUCCGCGCUAUAGGCGUCGUGAUAAUGGGUUGGUUAUCAAUAUUAAAGGCAACAAUGUAGAUAACCGUUGGGUGGUACCUUAUAAUCCUUGGUUAUCAAAGAAAUAUCAAGCCCACAUUGAUGUUGAAGCUUGCAUGUCUGUAAAGGCUGUUAAAUAUUUGUAUAAAUACAUAUACAAACGGCAUGAUUGUGCGAAUGUUUUGAUAAAUGAACAGGUUAAUCACGAUGAAAUAAACACUUUCUUAGAUUGCCGUUAUGUUAGUGCACCUGAGGCGCUGUGGCGAAUAUUUGAGUAUCCCAUAAGUCAUAUGUCACACUCUAUUAUCCGUCUUAAGGUUCAUCUUCCUGAGAAUCAGAUUGUGUAUUUUAGAGAAGGAGAAGAACAAGUGGCGUUAGAUCGUGCUGCUCAACGUGAUACACACAUUACGGCCUGGUUUAAAUUGAAUUCUGAAAAUGAAGGAGCCAAUCGCUAUUCAUAUGUUGACAUUCCAUAUCACUUUGUAUUUGAUGAUAAACAUUGUAAAUUGAAGGUUAGACAAAGAGGUGGAAAUAAGGUGAUAGUAAGAAUGUAUAAAGUUAGUCCAACAGGAGAAUUAUUUUUUCUUAGAUUGUUACUUUUACAAGCAAAAGGAGCAAAAUCUUGGGAGGAUUUGCGUACUGUUAAUGGAAUAGUUCUUGAAACCUUUCGUGAAGCGUGUGUUUUUAAUGGUUUAUUGCAAGAUGACACUGAAUGGCAGAAUACUCUUUCUGAGGCAGUUUUAACGCGAAUGCCUAAGCAAAUCAGGCAGCUGUUUUCAAUUAUUUUAGCCAUUUGUGAACCUGAUGACCCUUUGCAUCUUUGGAAUUCAUACAAAGCCUUUAUGAUGGAGGAUUUCAUUCAUCGCCAAGUUCCAUUUAUAUUAGCUGAACAAGCUACUCUUCUUCAAAUCGAAAAGAUUGUUAUUCAAAGUGGUAAAACGCUAUUUGAUUAUAAUUUGCCUGUUGUUGAUGAACUCAUAGAUUUUAAUCUGGAAAAUUUAAAUGAUAAUGUUCAGCAAUCAAUUGACGAAGCUAAUCGAAUGAGACCGCUUCUUAAUGUCAAUCAAUUAAAUGUAAGUAUUGCUGUCCUUGCUGCAUUAAACGAGCAACCAUGUGUAGAAAAUCAACAUUCCAGAUUGUUUUUUAUGGAUGGACCAGCCGGUAGUGGCAAAACUUUUACAUAUAAUUAUUUGAUUGCUGAAAUGAGCAGUAGGGGUGUUAAAUCUGCUACAGCUGCAUGGACUGGCAUAGCAGCAACUCUUCUUACAAAUGGAUCUACGCUGCACGGGUUAUUUAAACUUCCUGUCCCAAUACUGGAUAACAGCACAUGUAAUGUGACUCCUAACUCUAUUCAGGGACAAUUUUUAAGGCAAGUUAGUUUGUUUAUGCUUGACGAGACAUCCAUGAUUCCCAAACACGCUUUAAAUGCAAUCGAUUGGCAAAUUUUGCCUAUUGUGAAAAGAGGGAGACCAGCUGAAGUUGUAGAAUCAUGUAUAAAAUGUUCUUUACAGUGGCAAUGGGUGCAGAAGUUUACAUUAACUGAAAAUAUGAGAGUACGUGAUGGAGAAGGAGAUUUUUCCGAAUGGCUGUUAAAACUUGGUAGUGGAACAAUACCUGGCAAGGAGGAAGAUCCUUUAAAGGGAUGUAUUGAAAUACCGCAACAGUGCAUUAUUAGAGAAAACGAAUCAACUGUUGAAAAAAUAUUUGGAGAUGCUCAACAAGAUGAUUAUGCUAAACGGGUCAUUUUAACACCCACCAAUGUGGAUUCAUUGUCAAUCAAUGAAGAAGUGCUUGAACGUCUACAUGGAGAGGUCAAAACUUAUUUAAGUGCUGAUCAAAUAGACACUGACAAUCUUAAUGAAAGAAAUAAUUUCCCUGUUGGGUUUUUGAACAGCUUAACUCCUUCAGGUAUGCCUACUCAUUGUUUAAAAUUGAAAAUUGGUUGUGUAAUUAUGCUACUUAGAAAUUUAGAUCUUAAAGCUAGGCUAUGUAAUGGAACCCGAAUGAAAGUUUGUGCUCUCCAAAACAAUUAUAUUGAUGCAGAGAUUUUGACAGGUGUUUCUGAAGGUAAACGGGUAUUUGUUCCUCGAAUUCAGUUGGCUCCAUCAGAUUCUAAUUUACCUUUUGUUCUAAAACGUCGUCAGUUUCCUGUCAGAUUAGCUUAUUCGAUGACAAUCAAUAAAAGUCAAGGUCAAACAUUUAAUAGAGUUGGGUUUAGUAAAAGGAUAAAUGUAGAUAACUCAAAAUUGGUUUUUUAG